This is a messenger RNA of Cylicocyclus nassatus, 356 nucleotides long. Lineage: Eukaryota; Metazoa; Nematoda; Chromadorea; Rhabditida; Strongylidae. The record is from the annotation of a GenBank genome assembly.
AGGAUUAUGUCGCCAACAAUUGCCUUCAUUGUUACUUUCUGCUUGUUGGUGUGUUCAAUAGACGCACAAAGUUUAUCGGAAAACCCGGACUUGGAACGAUUUCUAGCACAAGAACUGCAAGACGUGAUUCGACAUAAUAAGCGCGACUUCAGAUUUCACGCAGCCAGAGGCAAAAAGAGUGAUCCGGACUUUUAUCUGAGGUACAUCUUCACACACUAGCAAUGAGAGCAGUUCACAGAAGAGCAACCAGUUGAACAUGACAUGUAUUACCUUGAACGUAGCGAUUACUUUGUUGGUCUAUUGUACGAAACAUCUAUGAAUAUUUGAUUUCAUGGAAUGAAGGUUACAAUUGUGUU